AUGGUGCGUGGAGCAAGGAAAGCUAUUGCUGUUGGGGCUGCGGUCGCUGUCGCAUGCACUCUGCAGCAGCACUUGAAUUUCGUUCCCGGUCCUCGGCAUGCUGCUCCAGUGGCCGCGGCGGCAGCCAGCAUGAUGAUGGCUCCUGCGGCCUUUGCUGAUGAGAUCGGCGAUGCUGCAAAGAAACUUGGGGAUGCCUCCUACUCUUUUGCCAAGGAAGUGGACUGGAACAAUGGAAUUUUCCUCCAGGCUCCUGGCAAGUUUCAGCCCUUGAAAGCUUUGAAAGCCAUUGACAAGAUGAUCGAAAUGGGGGCAGCUGCAGAUCCCAAGCUUCUGAAAGAGGCUGCAGAAGCACAUCACAAGGCCAUUGGAAGCAUCAGUGGGCCAAAUGGUGUGACUUCGCGUGCUGACUGGGAUGCCGUGAAUGCAGCCAUUGGUCGUAUAGUCGCUUCGGUCCCCAAAGCAAAGGUCAUGGCCGUUUACAAUUCAGUGAAAGACAUCACGGAUCCCAAAGUGCCAGCUUACAUGAAGUCCUUGGUGAACGGGCCCGAUGCCGAAAAGGCCUACCAAGGAUUCCUGGAAUUCAAGGAUGUUGUUGAAAAGAACCAGGUGACCACCGCCAGUGCUCCUGCAGUUGUGCCUUCUGGGGACAAGAUUGGUGUGGCUGCAAAAGCGUUGUCCGAUGCAUCCUAUCCUUUCAUCAAGGACAUCGAUUGGCUGUCAGACAUUUACCUGAAGCCGCUGCCCGGCAAGACUGCCCCAGACACCCUGAAAGCCAUUGACAAGAUGAUUGUGAUGGGCGCCAAGAUGGAUGGCAACCUCUUGAAGGCAGCAGCAGAGGCACACCACAAGGCCAUUGGCAGCAUUGAUGCCACCGGUGUGACGUCUGCGGCCGACUACGAAGCUGUGAAUGCAGCCAUUGGGCGCUUGGUGGCAUCCGUGCCGAAGACAACUGUGAUGGAUGUGUACAAUUCCAUGGCUGGCAUCGUUGAUUCCCAGGUCACCAACAACAUGUUCUCGAAGGUGAAUCCAUUGGAUGCAGUGGCUGCCGCCAAGGGUUUCUACACCUUCAAAGAUGUUGUGGAGGCUUCCCAGAAAGCUAUUGCUGUAGGAGUUGCGGUGGCUGUUGCAUGCGGUCUGCAGAAGCACUUGAAUUUUGUGCCUGGGCCUCGGCAUGCUGCUCCAGAGGCCGCAGCAGCAGCCAGCAUGAUGAUGGCUCCUGCGGCUUUUGCUGAUGAGAUCGGCGAUGCUGCAAAGAAACUUGGGGAUGCUUCCUAUUCCUUUGCCAAGGAAGUGGACUGGAACAAUGGCAUUUUCUUGCAAGCCCCCGGCAAGUUUCAGCCCUUGGAAGCUUUGAAAGCCAUUGACAAGAUGAUCGAAAUGGGGGCAGCCGCAGAUCCCAAGCUUCUGAAGGAGGCAGCAGAAGCACAUCACAAGGCCAUUGGGAGCAUCAGCGGGCCAAAUGGUGUGACUUCGCGCGCUGACUGGGAUGCCGUGAAUGCAGCCAUUGGCCGUGUAGUCGCUUCGGUCCCCAAAGCAAAGGUCAUGGCCGUUUACGAUUCAGUGACAGCCAUCACGGACCCCGGAGUGCCAGCUUACAUGAAGUCCUUGGUGAAUGGACCCGAUGCCGAGAAGGCCUACCAAGGAUUCCUGGAAUUCAAGGAUGUUGUUGAAAAGAACCAGGUGGCUACUGCAAGUGCUCCUGCAGUUGUGCCUUCCGGAGACAAAAUUGGUGAAGCUGCAAAAGCGUUGUCCGAUGCAUCCUAUCCUUUCAUCAAGGACAUCGAUUGGCUGUCGGACGUUUACCUGAAGCCCCUGCCCGGCAAGACUGCCCCAGAGACGCUGCAAGCCAUUGACAAGAUGAUUGUGAUGGGCGCCAAGAUGGAUGGCAACCUCUUGAAGGCAGCAGCAGAGGCACACCACAAGGCCAUUGGCAGCAUUGAUGCCACCGGCGUGACGUCUGCGGCCGACUACGAAGCUGUGAAUGCAGCCAUUGGGCGCUUGGUGGCAUCCGUGCCGAAGACAACUGUGAUGGAUGUGUACAAUUCCAUGGCUGGCAUCGUUGAUUCCCAGGUCACCAACAACAUGUUCUCGAAGGUGAAUCCAUUGGAUGCAGUGGCUGCCGCCAAGGGUUUCUACACCUUCAAAGAUGUUGUGGAGGCUUCCCAGAGAGCUAUUGCUGUAGGAGUUGCAGUGGCUGUUGCAUGCGGUCUGCAGAAGCAUUUGAAUUUUGUGCCUGGGCCUCGGCAUGCUGCUCCAGUGGCCGCAGCAGCAGCCAGCAUGAUGAUGGCUCCUGCGGCUUUUGCUGAUGAGAUCGGCGAUGCUGCAAAGAAGCUUGGGGAUGCUUCCUACUCCUUUGCCAAGGAAGUGGACUGGAACAAUGGCAUUUUCUUGCAAGCCCCCGGCAAGUUUCAGCCCUUGGAAGCUUUGAAAGCCAUUGACAAGAUGAUCGAAAUGGGGGCAGCCGCAAAUCCCAAGCUUCUGAAGGAGGCAGCAGAAGCACAUCACAAGGCCAUCGGGAGCAUCAGCGGGCCAAAUGGUGUGACUUCGCGCGCUGACUGGGAUGCCGUGAAUGCAGCCAUUGGUCAUGGCCGUUUACGAUUCAGUGAAGCCAUCACGGACCCCGGAGUGCCAGCUUACAUGAAGUCCUUGGUGAAUGGACCCGAUGCCGAGAAGGCCUACCAAGGAUUCCUGGAAUUCAAGGAUGUUGUUGAAAAGAACCAGGUGUCCACCGCCAGUGCUCCUGCAGUUGUGCCUUCUGGGGACAAGAUUGGUGUAGCUGCAAAAGCGUUGUCCGAUGCAUCCUAUCCUUUCAUCAAGGACAUCGAUUGGCUGUCGGACGUUUACCUGAAGCCGCUGCCCGGCAAGACUGCCCCAGAGACGCUGAAAGCGAUUGACAAGAUGAUCGUGAUGGGCGCCAAGAUGGAUGGCAACCUCUUGAAGGCAGCAGCAGAGGCACACCACAAGGCCAUUGGCAGCAUUGAUGCCACCGGUGUGACGUCUGCGGCCGACUACGAAGCUGUGAAUGCAGCCAUUGGGCGCUUGGUGGCAUCCGUGCCGAAGACAACUGUGAUGGAUGUGUACAAUUCCAUGGCUGGCAUCGUUGAUUCCCAGGUCACCAACAACAUGUUCUCGAAGGUGAAUCCAUUGGAUGCAGUGGCUGCCGCCAAGGGUUUCUACACCUUCAAAGAUGUUGUGGAGGCUUCCCAGCGCUGAAGGUAAAGACCAUCAGCAUGAAGUUUCGACAUUGCUUCAACAUGCCUCAAAACAUUUUUUUUAAUCUUGUAUCGUUACUGACAUUUGUAACAGUUUCUUAUGUUUCUUGACCAGGCGGAAACCUUUGGAGCCAAUGGAAAAAA
Messenger RNA from Cladocopium goreaui, 3356 nucleotides. NCBI's taxonomy places the organism in Eukaryota, Dinophyceae, Suessiales, Symbiodiniaceae. The record is from the annotation of a GenBank genome assembly.